Didymodactylos carnosus is the source of this 1452-nucleotide messenger RNA. The record is from the annotation of a GenBank genome assembly. Lineage: Eukaryota; Metazoa; Rotifera; Eurotatoria; Philodinida; Philodinidae.
AUGAGUACAACAAAUACAGUGACGCGAAAAGCGGUUGAUAACCGUACAGAUAACAAUAAUUUCAAGGUGGUCACUGUUGUGGCUACACGUGGUAGAGGCGCUGAAAUAUCAGAAGAGAUUUCAUACACGGAUACAAAAGUCAUAGGUAACGGUUCAUUUGGUGUUGUUUAUCAAGCUAAAUUGGUUCAUUCAAAUGAACAUGUGGCGAUUAAAAAAGUUUUACAAGAUAAACGAUUUAAAAAUCGAGAAUUGCAAAUUAUGAGACGGCUCGACCAUCAAAAUAUUGUACAGCUGAAAUAUUUCUUUUUCUCAUCUGGUGAUAAGCUUAAAGAAGAGGUUUAUUUAAACCUUGUGUUGGAAUACAUACCGGAAACAGUUUAUCGUGUGGCACGGCAUUAUACAAAACAAAAACAAAUUAUUCCCUUACUAUAUGUCAAACUAUAUAUGUAUCAGUUAUUUCGUGCAUUGGCUUAUAUACACUCAUUUGGUAUUUGUCAUCGUGAUAUUAAACCUCAAAAUUUAUUGCUCGACCCGGAAACAUCUAUAUUAAAACUGUGUGAUUUUGGCAGUGCAAAACAAUUGAUUAAAGGUGAACCUAAUGUUUCUUAUAUAUGUUCACGUUAUUAUCGAGCACCGGAAUUGAUAUUUGGUGCAAUUGAUUAUACAUGUUAUAUUGACGUCUGGUCAUCUGGCUGUGUUUUUGCUGAACUUUUACUUGGUCAACCAAUAUUUCCUGGUGAAAGUGGCGUCGAUCAAUUGGUCGAAAUAAUUAAAGUACUUGGUACACCUAGUAGAGAACAAAUAAGACAAAUGAAUCCAAAUUAUCAAGAAUUUCGUUUUCCGCAAAUAAAAGCACAUCCUUGGCAUAAAGUAUUUCGAAAUCGUACACCCCCGAUGGCAAUUGAUGUUGUAUGUCGAUUAUUAGAUUAUACGCCAGCAACACGUUUGACACCUUUAGAUGCCUGUGCACAUUCAUUUUUCGAUGAAUUACGUGAUCCAGAAACAAGAUUACCAAAUGGACCGUUGCCGCCAUUGUUUAAUUUUAGUCAACAAGAAUUGAACAUUAAUCCUUCUCUUAAUAACCGUUUAAUUCCUGCUCAUAUGCAAUCAUUAACAUCAACUGUAUCUCAAGCAGGAACAGCAGCGAGCAACAACGACAAAUCAUCGUCACAACAACCAACGACUGCACGUUCAAAUAAUAGUCCACCUACAGUGGCUGGUGGUGGUGGUAUCAGUAAUCAAACGCAAGUCGUUACAUCGUCAUCCACAGCAGCAGUCUCUAUUCCAUCAUCAAAUGUUCAUGGAUCAUCAACGAACAUCGCAUCUGCGACUCUGGCUACUAAUGGAGGUAAUCCAACAUCAACGAAUGCUAUUUUAUCGUCAUCAACAACGGAUCAAACGGAAGCAAUGAAUAGUUCAGAAGAUGCACCGGUAGAAAAAGAAGAUCAUUGA